GUGGAGCACUUCCGGUGGCGUUUCCUGCCAGUGUUUGUAAACUGAGAAAAAAUUGGAAGUGCGACAAGAAAUAAUAACCUCCAAAACUGUAAAAACCAAAAGGCUUUGGCCCCUGAUGAUUUGGGUGGGUGUGGUCUCUUCUGUUACCCCUCAUCCUAAGUGAAGCCCCCUCUGUUCCCCCAAACACACACGCAUUCAAACCACGGCGAUGACCCACCAUUCCAACAACUCUGUUCGAGACCAUAUGAAAUGGGCUGGGUUGCUGGGCUGCGAGGCGGUGCUGUCCAGCAUGGCCCUGAUGCAAGCCAACAACAUCCCAGGCCAGAAGAGGAUGAUGUCACCCUUGGGUCAAGGGCACAGGGCCAGUCCUGAGAGCCACCAAACCCACUCGCAGCACAGCCACAAUCACCAUGGACACCAGGUCCAUCAUGGACAACCCCACCACAGCCACAUGGGCCAGCCUUCAGCCGGGAGCUGUCCGCCACUGCUGAUCCGAAAAGACGGGGAUUAUCACUCAUCAAGAAUGAUGGAUGGAAAGGACGUGCAGGCGAACCAGAAUAUGCAACCCAAGAAGAAACACAAAAAAUCAGGGUCAUCCAGCAAAGUCAAAGAGAAAGUGGAGCAUCUACUUUCGCCGAUGGAUAUGGACGAUGACGACAGUUCCUUGAAAGUCCAGAAAAACUUCAUCUGUGACCACUGCUACGGAGCUUUCCGGAGUAGCUACCACCUGAAGCGACACAUACUUACACAUACAGGAGAGAAGCCAUUCGCUUGUGACGCGUGUGACAUGCGGUUCAUUCAGCGUUACCACCUGGACAGACACAAGAGGGUGCACAGCGGAGAGAAGCCGUAUCAGUGUGAUCGCUGCCAUCAGAACUUCUCGCGGACAGACAGACUGCUGAGACACCGACGGCUAUGUACAGUUGGGAUGUGCAAAGAGGAAAGCCAGUACUCACAGGAUGCAUCUGCCCAUCCAGCUUCCUGGAGCCCCCUACAGCCUUCCAACAACCGUCUGACUGUCUGACCCUCCACUUCCCAGAGAGACCCUACAGACAGCAGCAGUGGCUCAGUGACGUCGCACGUUGGAGCUCAACAGUACUGUACCCUGAAAACACCCUAGCUUAAACACAACCAAACUUUACUUUGCUCUCACCAGCUCUGUCACAGAGCUGAUAAAGGAUUUUUGUACUUUUUUAUCUACUGUUCAGCUCACGAUACAGGAGAAAAGGGGAAGGACUUAUUCACAUCUUGGACAACAGGUCUUGGUAUUAUGGCAAUAACUGAAUAGACUAACGAACACGACUCCUUUUAGCUGAAAGGUCGCAGGUAUAUUUUUGGUAUCGCUGCCGAGGGAUUGCAAGUAUUUUUGCAUUGACUGUCAAUCUAUUGUACAGCACCUCUUAGUUGACCUGCAUCAACCCCAAUGCUGCGCUCUACUACAUACGGACAGUUCACUAAAGGACUCAUACAGAACUGUGUAGCUUUUUAGUGUUUGAUUUCUUCUCAUUUUGAGUUCCUUGUGCUACUAAUAAUGUACCAGCUACUGCUCAGAAGUGAAAGGUCACAGCAGACUUGUGGUCCGUGCUGCCGCCUGUCUAAUAAUGUAGGUGUUGUGUGCGUAACACAUCUGAAAUUUAUUGUUAUUUUUGACAACACUGAUGAUAAAAGGGGCUUAUCGCAGAGUAAACUGGUGAUCCAUUUUCACUUCAUGUAGAGGGUUGCCUUUUUUAAACACAAUUUUUGAGUGGAUCUAAAACUAAUUUCUUACCUGCUGUCCGUCUAGUUGUAAACUGAAAAUACUACAGAUGCAUCCCUGUUUGGUGAUGCGUACAAACAGGUUGAAGAACACUAAAAGUUAACUAGAAGCUAAUCUUGGCAUUAGUUAAGUUGUGUAGCGACUGUUGGCUCAUGUAUUCACUGUUCUACCUUGUUUUAAAGGGAUUCUUGUCCUGACUCUUCAUAGGUUACACUGUUGACAUAUAGUUAAAGGCUGACAGGUUUUGUAGCAAGAGCCCGGAUUCUUUUCUUUGACGCUCUUGAACAAAGAUAGUGAUUUCUUUUUAUAUAAUAACUGGAUGUAGGAACCACCUAUUAGGUGCUUCUGUAAGAACCCCUUCAGUAUAAAGGCAUUGUGUUUAUUGUCUCUUUGUUCCUAGAAACCACUGUCAGGCUUUUUUUUCCCCCCUGCUCAGCGUUAAUAGAUUUUUCUGACUCUGAAAGAUGUCCGUCCUUUCAAAAGUAUUUUGGUAAGUAAGGAUGGGUCAGCGUGUUGUCUGUAAUCACAACAUUUAACAACAGUUCAUGAGAGUACUGUAGCACAAAUCCGAUUAAAGCUGCAGGUGGUAACUGUGAUAAACUUUUUGUCAUAUGUGCUGAAUGUGUCACUAUAUCCAUGUAGUAGGAUAUGAGACAAAUUAUCUUUGAAAGAAAGCAUGUUCCUCCUCCUUCUUGUUGUUGUGCUUCUAAGGAAAUAUGCAAGCAGCAGAGGAGUCUUGAACGCAGCUGUCAGUCACAUCAAUCACUGCUUGUUAACUGCAGCUAAACUAUCAAACUAGGCAACGCUGAUCAAAUAUAAGGACGUUUGUGACCCGGGUGCCAUGUUGAAAACACUCUAAAACAACUGGAAAGAAAGCAACGCCCACCAACAAAGCAAACAUUUUCGUUAUGCAGCUAAACAGUACACUAAAAUAUGUUUCUGACAACAUUUGAGGUGGGAAAUAGGCAAUACAGUAACAGUUUGACAGUUCGGCUACAGUUCCCGAACAGUGAUGGACAGCUGCGUAAGACACUCCUCGGCUCUGAUUAGUUGUUUUCGUUAGCCGCAGCAGAUUCUAGAAGCAUGAGAAGUAGGGGAACAUGAUUUUUUUUUUAAAGAAUCUGCUCAUGUACUUUUGUGUGGAUGUAAUGACAGUUUCCGCAUUUAUAACAAAUAUUAAUUUUUUAUAAACGUUACCAACUGUAGCUUUAAAACUAGUCAAAAACCUUAAAUUUAUUUUCAGUGGAGGCACUGUGGAAAUUUGGUUUUGACUAGUAAAAUUCAGUGCCCAUGAUAAUAAUCACCCAGAUAGAUUUAAAGAUUUCAAUCCAUAGAUUUCAAGAGCUCGCCUCCAUCUUGACCCGACUGAAUGUGAUCGAAUACAGUGCCAUGUCAUUUCAUCUCCAGUUCAACCGUGAGCAUCUUCAGUGAAGAUGACGAGCAGUGGACGGGAGAAUAUGAAGUCCACGUGGUGUUUUUCUACGAUGAUAACCUACACGAUAUUAUGUUCAGGCCUCUGUGUGAUGAAAUCAGACUGUAAACACUGGACUGAAGAUAUUAGCUCUGUUGUAGAGGAUUGUAUUGUAGACUGGUACUUCUGUUUCUGUCAGACUUUUAGAUUGUGUGAAAGGAGUCUGGGGCCCAUUACUGACUCACCUACUUUUUAUGAAGUUAAUAUAUAUUUAAAUUGUAUUAGGGGUAGAAAAUAGUAUGUAUGGGACCUACACUUCAAACAGAAAUCAAAGUAUUUACAAAGCUAUAAUCUUAGUCUGAUGAUUUUUUUUUUAAGACAACUGAAAAUGGUCGUCCUUCAACUUUCUAUUAGGAGUCAAAUAAAAGCUGUCACUCUUGCCCUUUUUAGCAUAGCAGCCAUGAUUAGACAGCAUAUUUUUUCAUUUUUAUUUUGCAUGUAUUUGUUGGAGGAUCUUGUAUACAUUUGUUUUGGUAAAGAGAAUUUCUUUUUUUAAAUGUGAGCCCCACCUUUUUUUGUCAUUUCAGGGUUGAAGUGAAAUCAAUUUUGACUCAAUCAAACUGUAGUGAACGGAGUUUUAGGGCCCCAAGUCUCAAUAAAGCUGUUACACUUUUUAAACAGA
Messenger RNA from Epinephelus moara (kelp grouper), 3849 nucleotides. It is a transcript of the gene znf740b, whose product is annotated as zinc finger protein 740b. The transcript has 7 exons. Bases 209 to 1024 code for a protein of 271 amino acids. Gene Ontology annotation, molecular function: RNA polymerase II cis-regulatory region sequence-specific DNA binding; DNA-binding transcription factor activity, RNA polymerase II-specific. The record is from RefSeq and is a predicted model, not a curated record. Gene Ontology annotation, biological process: regulation of transcription by RNA polymerase II. Lineage: Eukaryota; Metazoa; Chordata; Actinopteri; Perciformes; Serranidae.